AAAAUCUGGUUCAUCCCUCAGCUCCGACUGGAACUUGGAACCCAAAUGCACAGCUGAUGGAGCACCCUGAUUUCUCUUCCACCACAUUGCGCAUCCUUGCCAAUAUGCCGAGCCGGACUAUUGGGCGCAGCAGAGGAGCCAUACUGUCCCAGUAUUGCAACCGCACUGCCAGACGACGGCGUCGGAGCAGCCGUGCCCCUCUCCAGGAAGUAUCCCGUUCUGCACGGCCUAGUUUUCGACAGCUGUCUCUAGAGUUGGAUUCCAGCUACAGAGAAGAAGACCCCAAGUAUAUUUUGCUGGUCAAAGAACUCCAGAACCUGCCAGUACAUCAACGCAAUCACAUGCUGCAAAUGAUGCCUCUAAGCUUGGCUGAGAAGCGCAGACUCAGACAGGAUUCAAGUGGGCAUUCAGGCACCUUGAGGAAACCCAAGCCAACGGGUCAUUUGUCUUACUGCAGCUGGAUUAAAUACCACAUCCUAAUAGGCUUCCGGAAUUUUUGGUACAAUCUGCUGUCCUUCAUUCCUAUUCUCCAGCCCUGGCAUUAUUCCCUCAAGGAGAUCAGUGGCCGCUUUGGCUCUAGCAUCCUCUCCUAUUUCCUAUUCCUCAAGACGUUGCUCUUCUUCAAUCUCUUUAUGUUCCUGAUCCUGCUGGUCUUUGUAGUUGUCGUGCAGGCUGCUUUCCCUUCUGCCAUACCCAACAGUGUGGCUUUCACAGGAUCUGAUCUCUUAACUGGAGCAGGUUACUUCAGUCACACAGUGAUGUAUUAUGGCUACUACAGUAAUUUCACACUGAAUGCCCCUGAUGCUUCUGAGGCUAAUAGCACCCAUUACAGGCAACACACUCAUAGCCAGAUGUCCUACAAUAUGCCUCUGGCUUACCUCUUUGUUACUGGAAGCGCCUUCUUUGGGAUCUGCUUUCUCUUGAUCUACAGUGUGUCUCACUCAUUUGGGGAGAGUUACCGUGUAGGCAGUGCAUCAAGUAACCUGGCAGUCAAAGUCUUCUGUUCCUGGGAUUACAAAGUGAUUCAGAAACGCUCGGUCCAACUCCAAAGUGAAAACAUUAGCACAGAUCUGAAGGUUACCAGCAGCUGUGAAUUCUGACUGACAUCUUGCCUGUUACUACAGCCCUAGUGUGCAAAAGAAGGGGAAUAAUCCCAACUUUCCAUUAUAUCCUUUGGUUGAAUGCUU
This is a messenger RNA of Thamnophis sirtalis, 1187 nucleotides long. NCBI's taxonomy places the organism in Eukaryota, Metazoa, Chordata, Lepidosauria, Squamata, Natricidae. The record is from RefSeq and is a predicted model, not a curated record.